Molecule: messenger RNA, 3879 nt
Organism: Spinacia oleracea (spinach)
Lineage: Eukaryota; Viridiplantae; Streptophyta; Magnoliopsida; Caryophyllales; Amaranthaceae
Exons: 8
Coding region: 2002-3012 (336 amino acids)
Source: RefSeq, a predicted model, not a curated record
AGUAUUGUAGGAUUUGGAAAAAGGAAAAGCACCCAAAAGCCCAACUUCAAGAUGUGUUCAUCCUCUCCGACCUUCAUUACUGAAAUCUCCUCUUCAUCCUCCUCACCAUUAUUGAUCAUAAAUUUCAAGAACAUCGAGGACUACCUUGCAACUUACGAGCAUUCAAUACCUAUCGUCUUCAAUUCCAACUUCAAUUCCAACUUCAAUGCCAACUUCAAUUCUAAAUUCAAUUCGAUCCCGUCAUCGCCAAUUACUCGCAAAAGAUUCAAUUCGACCUCGAACCAGAAUCUAACUACUAAAUCACCUUCAAUUCGUUCCCACCAUCGUCUCCCUAAGUUUUAUUACAAAUUAAUUUCCCCAAAUCAUUUACUAUUUCUUAAAUCAUGUCGGUUAUGGGUUGUUCUUUGACAUUCCAACCACUACCAUCCCUUAAUCCAAUCCUAACUCUAUUUAACAAUGUUAGGUUUUCCAUGAGUAAUGAUACGACCAAGAGCUACAUACAGAUUGUAAAAUGAUUGAUGAUAUAGACAAUGCCAAACAUGCUCGAUUGAUAAGAAAACAUAUACUUGCCCAAAGGAGAAAUCGGCGAGGAUUAGCCUCUUCUCCGUUCCCGAGAGAUGUACAACAAAGGGUCGCAAUACAAAACUUGGAAUCAACAAAUGGUACUCAACAAAGACAAAUUUUGGAUCUUAACAUCCAACAGCAAACACACCAAUAUGCCAGACUGCAUAGCAAUGAUGGUAAAGACAAAGCUAAACUUGCUCGAUUCUUAAGAAAAAAUAUAAUGAUCCAAAGGAGAAAUGGACGAGCAUCAACCUCUAGAUCGUCGUCCAUAGAUGUUAGAAGACUCGUGACUGCUAGCAUUGGUAUUCGACAAAGACAAAAUUUGGAACUUCAUGUCCAGCAACAAACACAUCAAUCUGGCUUAGUGAAAAUUGAUGAUGGUAAAGACAAAGCUAAAGUUGCUCGAUUGUUAAGAAAAGAUAUACUAACCCAAAGGAGAAAUCGACGCGCAUCAACCUCUAGACCGUCAUCCAGAGAUGUUAGAAGACCCUUUAGAAGACAUGUGGCUGCUAGCAUUGGCAUUCAUCAAAGACAAAGUUUGGAGCUCCAUGGUCAACAACAAAUACAACAAUCUGCCGAACUACAAAUGGACAAUGGUAAAGACAAAACUAAACUCGCUCGAUUGCUAAGAAAACAUAUACUUACCCAAAGGAGAAAUCGACGCGUAUCAACCUGUACACCGUUCUCCAUAGAUGUUGGAAGACCCGUGAGUACUACCAUUGACAUUGCAUCCAGCUGAAACACUAUACCACCUGCUCCAAGUCGUGGAAGAAAAUGGACCCGUCAAAGUGUGAAUGGACUACUGGCCACAUCAGCGGAGGCACAACAAAGGACCGCAUAUCAAAACUCAGAAUCACCCAAUGAUAUGGAGCAAACACAAAGUGCGGCACUUCAUGGCCAACAAAAAAUACCCCGUACUACGAGACAUAUAAAAUAUACACCGAACCCUGGAAUUUUGGUGGGCCAACUGAAGUGUGUCCAAAAUGUGAAGUUAUAGUUUGGUAUGAGGAACGAGCGAGGAAGGACAGAAAUAGUAGUUCACCUGAAUACAGUUUUUGCUGUCAAAAGGGCAAGGUCAGGUUACCUCUAUUGAAAGACCCACCAGAAUUUUUGAAGGAUCUCUUGGACAAUAAUGAUAGUAGAUCGAAGAUUUUCAAGGAAAAAGGAAGGAUGUACAACUCCAUAAAUGCUUUCACUUCAAUGGGAGGGAAGGUAGACAGCAGUAUCAAUCGGGGAAAUGCUCCGUAUGUGUUUUGAUUAAAUGGGCAGAACCACCACAAGAUUGGGUCAUUGCUUCCGCCAGAAGGGCAACAACCAAGGUUCACCCAGCUUUAUAUUUAUGACACACAGAACGAAGUAUCUAACCGGAUAAACAGUCUCGGAAGUGUGGGAGAGAAACCUGAACUAGACCCUGAAAUUGUAGCAGGAUUAUCAAAGAUGUUUGAUGAGCAUAAUGAACUGGCAAAAGUAUUCAGAAUGGCCAGGGAAAGGUUCCAGGAGUCUGAUUUACAACCUGUGAAUAUUCGCUUGAUCGGAACAAGAGCAAAAGAUGGAAGACAAUACAACCUCCCUACAACUUCAGAGGUUGCGGCUUUGAUAGUGGGUAUAUGUGAUACAGAAAAAGGGCCUAGGGAUGUCAUUAUCGAGGACAAACACUUUGGUCUGAAAAGGAUAUCCGAGCUUCACCCAAGUUUCAUGGCAAUGCAAUAUCCACUUCUUUUUCCAUAUGGAGAAGAUGGGUAUAGGACAGAAAUCCCCCACACUGAUGUGGAACAAACGGGGAGAAGGGUAAGAACUACAGUGACUAUGAGAGAAUACUACGCAUUUCGCUUUCAACAGAGAAAGAAGGAGGCAAAAACAAGAUUCCAAUUGGGGAGACUAAACCAACAACAACAAGUUGAUGCCUUCACAUGCAUCCAAGAAGGUAGAUUAGAAUGGGUAAGAGGCAACCAAAAAAAGCUUCGCAAAGAUGUGCUACGUGAAUUGGCGGAUGCUGUUUCUCGAGGAGACACAACUCCUGCAUCUGUAGGACAACGUGUCAUACUAGCUGCAUCCUUCAUGGGAAGCCCGAGAUUCAUGAUUCAAAACUAUCACGACGCCCUAGCUAUUUGCAGAUGGGCUGGCCCUCCAGAUUUGUUCAUCACUAUGACAUGUAAUCCGAGAUGGCCAGAGGUCAGGGAUUUCUUAUCCUUGAUUCCCGGUCAAAAACCAGAAGACCGACCUGAUAUUAUCGCUCGAGUUUUCAAGAUAAAGCUUGAUGAACUGAUGGUGGACCUCACCAAAAGAAAUAUUUGCGGCCGCACUAAAGCAGGUAAAUAUAAUCCAAUUUUUUACGAAAACAUAUAUGUCCAAUCAGAAACUAAACACUUUAAAAUGUUCUACAUAUAUGCAUGCGCUCCGUUUGUGUUUGGGUUGAUGUGGCAUAUGUUAUUAUAUUAUGUCUUAUAAGUUAAUAAUAUAUUGUGCUUUCCAAAAAUCAGUUUUCACUCAAAAAUGUUAUAUAUAGCAUGCGCUCCAUUACUGUUUUGGGUAGAUGUCGCAUAUGUUAUUAUAUUUUGUCUUAUAAGUUCAUAACAUAUUGCCCCUUACAUAAAUCAGUUUACACUACAAAAUGUUCUAUAUAUGCAUAUAUAGAAAUAAAUAUAUCAUAUAUAGUGCCCUCAAUCUUCGCCCUGCCAUUAGUAUCUUUCGUUUGCGGAUUAAUUACCCCCCUUCGAAAUAAAUAACUUCUAAACCCCUGUCUCCUGUACACUUUGCUACCCAAAUCAUUUAUUGGGGUUUAGGGAUUUUUAUUCUGCUUAAAGGUGCCUUCUGCAAAAUGUGAGUUAUUGAUCGAUUCUCGAAAUGUCUGAUCGUCUACUGCUUAAUUCAUAAGGUGAGUAGUCAGGUGUACUUUUAUUUGCUCGCCUUCCUUAUUUAUGCAUGUUUAAGGAAAGUGUUUGUGUGUAUAGUGUACUAUUAUAGUUGGGUUUGUCACAAGUUUUUGUAUCAAUGUAUCAUAAUAUGCUAUGAUUGUGUGAUGCAAAGUGGGAGUUAUUUAUUAAAUUUUGGUUGCCUAUUCACAAUAUGUAUGCACUUCAAUUUGCAGUAUACAAUUCCAUUUGUCUUAGUCAUUCUUGAAAUGCCUAGUCGCUGCAAUCUAGGAACAUUGUAUAUGGAUGGAAGUUUGGGUCUAAUUUAGGAAACAGGUGUAAUGAGAACUCAUGCGCACCAAUACUGUCUUGGGUUGAUGUGGCAUACGUUAUUACCUUAUGUCUUAUCGGAAUAAAAGUUUACAACACAAAAGUACCAUUGCUAUUCUAACAAUCUGUACCA